Drosophila busckii is the source of this 1678-nucleotide messenger RNA. RefSeq names its product bifunctional arginine demethylase and lysyl-hydroxylase PSR (gene PSR). The coding region runs from base 156 to 1385 and encodes 409 amino acids. Gene Ontology annotation, cellular component: nucleus; cytoplasm. Gene Ontology annotation, molecular function: P-TEFb complex binding; histone H4R3 demethylase activity. Gene Ontology annotation, biological process: phagocytosis. The record is from RefSeq and is a predicted model, not a curated record. NCBI's taxonomy places the organism in Eukaryota, Metazoa, Arthropoda, Insecta, Diptera, Drosophilidae. The transcript has a single exon.
CUGCCGUAUACUAGGUCGCUCUAAUGAGCUGUUCAUGUGAACUUGUUCCGGACUACGUGACUCUGAAUCAGUAACAGUGUAAUGUUAAAAUAGGUUAACAACACAGCUGCCAAAAGAAUUAUUAAUUUGUAUUGUAUUUGUCUGAAUUUUGAACAAUGAGCGAAGAAUUUAAAUUGCCUAAGCGGUCAAGAAAACGUACGCGCGAUGUGAAGCGCAAGGCGCGACCGGAGUUGGAUGGAGAGAACGCGUGGGUCGCAAUGAGGUUUUAUGAAAAGUUCGAGCCAUUUUGGGAGUUCACCGAGUCGUCCAACAUAGAUAGAAUUGACAAUGCUGUAGUGACAUGUGAUGAGUUUAUUAAGCGCUAUGAGCGACCCUAUUUCCCGGUGGUAAUCAGAGGCUGCGCCGAAGGUUGGUUGGCACAGGAAAAAUGGACGAUGUCCCGCCUGGCCAAGAAGUACCGCAAUCAGAAGUUCAAAUGCGGCGAGGACAAUGAGGGCUACAGCGUCAAAAUGAAAAUGAAAUAUUAUGUGGAAUAUAUGCAGGCGACGCAUGACGACAGUCCACUUUAUAUAUUUGACAGCAGUUUUGGUGAGCAUCAUAGGCGACGCAAGCUGCUGGAGGACUAUACGGUACCCAAAUAUUUUCGCGAUGAUCUCUUCAAGUACUGCGGCGAGGAUCGGCGUCCCCCUUACCGCUGGUUUGUCAUGGGACCAGCGCGUUCGGGUACUGGCAUACACAUAGAUCCUUUGGGUACAAGUGCCUGGAACACACUCAUACGUGGCCACAAGCGUUGGUGUCUGUUUCCUACCCAAACUCCCAAGGAUCUACUUAAAGUGACCAGCGCCAUGGGCGGCAAGCAACGUGACGAAGCCAUCACCUGGUUCAGCACUAUAUAUCCACGAACUCAACUUGCCUCCUGGCCGGCACAGUUCAAACCCAUCGAAGUGCUGCAGGGUCCAGGCGAAACGAUGUUUGUGCCCGGCGGCUGGUGGCAUGUUGUGCUCAAUCUGGAUGAGACCAUAGCCAUAACUCAAAACUUUUGCAGUCGCACAAACUUUCCGUGCGUUUGGCAUAAAACGGUGCGCGGACGACCCAAGUUGUCGCGGAAAUGGCUCCGUGUGCUGCGAGAGGAGCGAAUUGAGCUGGCCCAAAUAGCCGAUAGUAUUAAUAUUAACGAAAGCACCGGCUUUGCUUCGGAUAGCUCCAGCAACUCCAGCUCAUCCUCUUCAUCUAGCAGCUCCUCGUCGGAAAGCGAAGCCGAAAAUGCUGACUCCAAUACUGACAGCGGUCAGGAGAGUCUAACUGCAAAGAAGAAGAAGAAACGACGCAUGGCCGGUGGCGGCGAGAACGGCAGUCCUAUUAACUCAUCCUCAUCGCGCUCUUGAUGUCGGCAUAAAGCCAAGCAAAAGGGCCUGCUUUUCCGACUCUUUCAGCGUCAGCUGUUGUUCUGCAGACGGCAUCUUUCGAACCGUUCGCAGCAGCAGCAGCAACAUACGCGUCCAGGCAUCUGUACAUCGUGCCACAGUUAACCCAGCACACAUUUUGAACUCUGAUAACAAUUGUUGCGUGCUUAGUAAUAUUUUUCUACUUAGACAAGUAAACAUGUUGCUGUAAAAAUAAAUAAAUAAUAUAUCAAUAGUCGCGGACGACAUUUAUUUAAUUACUCAAUAGUUGUUCC